This is a messenger RNA of Bipolaris zeicola 26-R-13, 1962 nucleotides long. RefSeq lists its product as uncharacterized. Bases 1 to 1962 code for a protein of 653 amino acids. The transcript is spliced from 3 exons. The record is from RefSeq and is a predicted model, not a curated record. NCBI's taxonomy places the organism in Eukaryota, Fungi, Ascomycota, Dothideomycetes, Pleosporales, Pleosporaceae.
AUGCCGCAGCCAUCGUGCAAAACAUUCCAAAAGAUUUCAGGGGACUUUUUCUCAACCAGAUACGACAAUGAUUAUAGCCAUCCUAUCCCUCUGACUUCCGUCGCUCAAGCAAGAAAUUGUGCAUCGUGGGGAUGUCCCUUCUGCACCAUUCUUAUGGCCAACGCUGACCCGUCGUUCUAUCCAGAAGAGUUCUUGUACACCCAUGACAUGAACUUGAGAAGAGCAAUGGUUGACCCUGAACAGGCUUUUCAGCUCUUUAUCGGCAACGCCGAUGUUUCACAUACAUUCUUCUAUCGCGUACCGCCUGAAUGGAAACUUCCACUUGCUGAGUUGGAUAGGCUUUGGGAUGAAUUGACGCUCAUGCGAACUUGGCUGUCUAAUUGCGUGACCAAACACCCCAAAUGCAAGCAGAUUGCUAGUAAAGGAUCUCCGAAACGUCUCCUCGAUGUUAGAGCCUUUUCGAAUUCGAACGACACUAGACUAGUAGACUGGCAAAGUGUUCCGACCACAGCGAGAUACGUCACCCUUAGCCAUUGUUGGGGCCCAGUCAACCACCGCCCAAUCUGCACAAGCAAAGCCACCUUAAGUGACAGAAUGCUGCGUAUCCAAUUCAAAGAUCUCUCGGUGACGUUUCAGGAUGCUGUUAAGAUCUAUUCUUUAUGCAUUAUUCAAGACGAUAAAGAUGAUUGGUCACAGGAAGCAGCCGCUAUGGCUUCUAUUUAUGGUGCAUCAUAUGUCACUCUGGCUGCACUCAGCUCUGGAGACAGUACUCAGGGCUGCAGGACCAGAACAAGGGGUCCAGAAAUGCCAAAGCUAUCGCGAUACCAAGACUUUAAUUUCGGUUCUCAACGCAUCAGAAUUCUAGAAGACUCGCCAGUUUCCUGGGAUGAGGAACACGAGGGUUGUGGAUCCAAUCCGUUACGCACUAGAGCGUGGACACUACAAGAAAGAGACCUCUCAUUGAGGUGUAUCAACUUUCGUCAGGGCCAACUGCUUUGGCAAUGCCGUACUAUGAAGGGCUCAUCGGAGCUUCCGUGGCACGAGAUGACACGGCAACACGACGAUUUCGUCCGCUUACCGCUAAUGCUCCAUCAAGAAGAAGACUUCACCUCUGAUGGUCCAGCCUUUCAACGUCAUCACUGGUUCAAAUUAGUUGAAGAUUACUCUUUAAGGAAUCUAACGAAGGAAACCGAUAAACUGCCUGCUUUAGCAGGCCUGGCCUCAAGAUUCUCCGAGGAACGAAAUCCUGGAAAGUAUCUCACCGGCAUCUGGUCAAAUCACCUACCAUCAGCACUUCUUUGGAGAACCGUGCCAGCCUACAGCCGUGACCGAAACCAGCGUGUUAGCCAAUUCACCGCUUUUUUGCCUCGUCGUCCACAGAUGUACAGAGCACCAAGUUGGUCAUGGGCUUCCAUCGAUGGAGAGAUCAGCUAUGAGUGUCAAAGAAUCGACCCCUACUAUGACGUACGCGGUUCCUUCGACAGCGGUUACGGGAACUUCGAGAUUACGGAUUCUUACGACCAAUUAGCAACAGCGCUUAAUAGUUUUGGUACCCCUUUGGAUGUCGCACUACGAAUGCGCGGCAACAUUACUGAACUCCAAGUUGGCACGCAGCUGAUCGAGGAUGUCUCUGGAGAAAUUCGACGACUUAUUUCGGCAGAUGGCAUCACAAUUGGAGCAUUUUAUCCAGAUAUAGUUGAUGACUUUCGAUUUGUGCGAUCUGUAUAUGUCUUGAGCAUUCGCUCUGAGCCAUAUUAUUCUUCUGUUCCAAUGCCUUAUCAUCCAUAUGGAAAACCUGUUUCUCCAUAUAGCCAGGAAAGCUGGAAAGAUCUCAACCUAAGAAUGGGGCUCGCUUUGCUGCGAGCAGGGUCAGGUGAGAUAUACCGACGUGUUGGUUUAGUGCGCUGGUUGAAAAAAGAGGUAUUUGAUGACACGCCAGUUGUAGACCUGAGUAUUAUCUGA